Messenger RNA from Gossypium raimondii (Peruvian cotton), 1144 nucleotides. Its product is annotated as probable protein S-acyltransferase 15. Gene Ontology annotation, molecular function: palmitoyltransferase activity. The coding region runs from base 74 to 907 and encodes 277 amino acids. The record is from RefSeq and is a predicted model, not a curated record. Lineage: Eukaryota; Viridiplantae; Streptophyta; Magnoliopsida; Malvales; Malvaceae. The transcript has 7 exons.
UAUACGAAAUUAAUGUUCUCCAUCAACGGGUACCAAAACCUUUAUUCUCAAACAACGAUUGUCCCCCAAAAAAAUGAAAUUGAAAAAUUUCCUCUCGAUUCCAAUUUUUUCAGUGUUUUUCGUGAUGGGUUUUGUUUAUUAUGUCACAGUUUUCAUUUUAAUUGAAGAUUGGGUUGGUUUGCAGACCUCAGCUGGGUCUUUAAAUUCCAUGAUCUUCACCACCUUGGCUUGUCUUUGUGUCUUGUCUUUCCUCGUUGGUGUCCUUACUGACCCAGGCCGUGUUCCUUCUUCUUAUAUCCCUGAUGUUGAAGAUACUUCUUUUGCCUCAGAUCAAGAACCAAAGAAGAAUGUUCUACAAUCAAAAUACUGCGACAAAUGUGCUGCAUAUAAACCCCCAAGGACACAUCACUGCCGGGUUUGCAAAAGAUGCAUACUAAGGAUGGAUCAUCAUUGCCUGUGGAUAAAUAAUUGUGUUGGUUAUUGGAACUAUAAAGCUUUCUUCAAUCUUAUACUUUAUGCAACCAUUGGUAGCAUCCACUCCUCAGUAAUUGUAAUAAGCUGUUUCCGUCAGAAGGACUGGAAUUACAGUGGGACAACUCCCCUCAAAAUUUUUUAUCUUGCGUGUGGAUUAAUGAUGCUUGCAUUAUCAGUAACACUUGGGACUCUCUUAGGUUGGCAUAUCUACCUUAUAACUCACAAUAUGACAACUAUAGAGUAUUAUGAGGGAAUACGAGCUGCAUGGUUGGCAAAGAAAUCCGGGCUGAGCUAUCGUCAUCCAUUCGAUAUCAGUGUUUACAAAAAUAUUACCUUGGUAUUGGGUCCCAACACACUGAGAUGGUUUUGUCCGACAUCAACGAGCCAUCUAAAAGACGGAGUUAGCUUCCCUACUUUACGUGAUAGUUCGUAGAUGUUUUGCACUUCAACCCGAGUUGUUACCGGAAUAGUCCUAUACUUGCAUAUAAUUACUUAAAUCAUAUUAUUUACAAAGGAGAAAGGAUAGCUUCAAUGAGUUGUUGGCCUCAGUGGGUGAAAAUGAAAUGGUCAACCAUAGAUGUAUGCUUUGCCUUUGUUGUUCUUUUACUUCUUUUAAGUGUGUGUGUUUUCAAUUCCAUUUUGUAGGAAUUUUAUACAUCAAGUUUUGUCA